UUGGCAUAUACACGCAAAAUGAGCAGCAGCCCCAGGCAGCCAGUAGCGAGCUGAGUCAGCUAAGGAAUUCAACAGGUACCUAUAGACGUUCCCCACUUUCUCUGUCACUCUUCCAGCGCGGACCGACUGCAUUGCACUCAUUCUGUGUGAUGGAUGGAUUUAAAGACUCCACAGAUUAGAAAAAGGUCACUCUGCAGUAAUCUCUGGCAUCUGGAAUAUUGCACCUGGGAGAUAUAUUUCCAUUGGUUUGGCGCAAUUUAAAGACAUCAAAACGUGUUCUUCAUUAAGCAGCAGCAUUCUGCCCAUCAUGAAGAGGUCCCUUCCUGUCCCGGGCUGGGUCGGAGCGGCAAGCUUGUUCCUGUGUUUGACGCAGACCAUCCUGGCCAUGGUCCUCAAUAACUCCACGCAGCUGGAAUCCAUGCUGGACAAGUACAGGGACAGGGACGAGGAGUGGUGGAGGGCUAGGUCAAGGGGGAGGAGGGCCAUCAGCGAGGGGGACAUGCACCUCAUCCUGGACUUGCACAACAAGCUGCGGGGUCAGGUCCACCCUCCUGCCUCCAACAUGGAGUACAUGGUAUGGGAUUACGAGCUAGAGAGGAGCGCGGAGCACUGGGCACAUACCUGCCGAUGGGAACAUGGACCGAGCCACAUGUUGACACAAAUAGGCCAAAACCUUGGAGCGCACUGGGGCAGGGAUCGCCCCCCUACCUUCCAUGUCCAGGCCUGGUAUGAUGAGGUGAGGCACUACAGCUAUCCCUACUCCCAGGAAUGCAACCCACACUGCCCAUUCAGAUGUUCAGGACCUGUUUGUACUCACUACACUCAGUUGGUGUGGGCGACUAGCAAUCGUAUUGGCUGUGCCAUCAACGUGUGUUACAACAUGAACGUGUGGGGGAUGAUCUGGACUAAAGCCGUCUACCUGGUCUGCAACUACUCUCCACCGGGCAACUGGUGGGGUCAUGCUCCAUACAAAUAUGGAACUCCCUGUUCUGCCUGUCCAGCUAGCUAUGCUGGAGGCUGCAGGGACAAUCUCUGCUACAAAGAUGGCGGGGUUGACAGGCGUCCAGCUCCUGAGACUGAGGAGACCAACUACAUUGAACCGGAACCGGAACCAGUGAGGGACAGGGAGCCCCAACCCAGGGCCCAGACACCAAACCCCUCGCCCAAUGACAACCUAGAGAGAAACCAGGUUGUCAGCACAGAGCAGAUGUGUCAACAGGUCGACUGUGAGACCAAGCUGAGAGAUCAGUGCAAGGGGACCACCUGUAACAGAUAUGAGUGUCCGCCAGGUUGCAUCGACAGCCCUGGAAAAGUGGUUGGGACUGGAUAUUAUGACAUGCAAUCCAGCGUGUGUGGAGUUGGUUUACACUCUGGUGUUAUUGACAAUGAUGGAGGAUGGCUGGAUGUGACCAGACUGGGCAGAAAGCAACAAUUCACUAAGUCAUACAAGAAUGGUAUUCAAUCAAUUGGGAAAAACAGAAGUGCAAAUUCCUUCAAAGUAGAAUCGGUGCCUGUCAAGGCUCUAUCAUGCGACACCACCGUUGCACUUUUCUGCCCUUUCAAGAAACCUGUAAGACACUGUCCCAGGUCGUAUUGUCCCAGGAACUGUCUGCGUGACAGUCGGGCCCGAGUCGUUGGGACAAACUACUACUCAGAUAAAUCCAGUAUCUGCCGAGCAGCUGUUCAUGCUGGAGUGAUCCAGAAUGAGUCAGGAGGUUACCUCGAUGUGAUGCCUGUGGAUAAAAGGAAGCAGUACAGUGGCAGCUACCAGAAUGGCAUCACUUCAGAGAGCCUACUGAACCCAACAAGUGGAAAAGCCUUCAGAGUGUUCGCAGUCAUCUGAAAACCACAGAGUACCAUCCAACAUUGCCACUUCACAUCCAGCAAACCCACUCAUUACCAUCUUGCAACCUGUAAUUACAUUGCUUGCUACGAUAAAUAAUUCGGCUUCUGAUAUUUAAAAGUGUAACAUGACUUUGCUCAAGGUUUCCCCUCUACGUUUGGUCAUGAGCGAACCUGUAUCAAAUUAUAUUUCAGCAAAGGCCGUUUGGUGAAUGAUGGUCCGGGACGUCUUUUGCAUUACGUCUCUCCUACAUUUCUAGUGCUGACCGCAAUAACCACGUUGGGCUGCCAUGCAACUUUCUGACAUGAUAUCAUGACUUCAUUUACUUUUUAUCACUCAAAGUACAAUAUACACACCACCAGAUUUAGCACCGCUCCAAAUGCCCACCACCAUUUGAGAACGUGAAGGUCAAAAUAUAAAACCUCAGAGAUUUUACCAAAGUAAUUUUAGACAUAGUAUGCCUCAGCUCUGUGUAGACACACACCAUCUAAAUAAUGGGACAGUCAGAUACAGAGUCAUAAAAUCUGUUCUGGUGUCUUGUGGGAACAAAAUUAGACUACUAUUUGGUCAAACCAUCUGGGCUGAAAUGAACUCCCAGGCUGCAUUUGAUGCCCAUCACACUAGCCCAAAACACCGUCUUGUAUAUAUGCUAUGGAGGACCAAACCAGUGAGAUUAUUAAAUAAAAUUACAAAUGUUUUUUUCUUUUCUUUGUAUGAGCAGGAUUUCUCUGUCCUUCAGCAGAAUGUGUUGUUUUCCUUUAACAGGACUGUUUUAAUGUGUGUGACCUGAUUUAUUUGGUCUUCAGUUUGUAAAACAAUUUGUUUUCUUUGAGUACAGAAGCUAAGGAGACCGUAUUCCUGCUUGACAUCUGUUUAUACAUCUAAUCACUAUAUGUAUGUUACAUUUGGCAGUUUUAUCUUAAUUGGUCCAGGAUCAUCUGUUACAGUUUUUAAAACUCUGAUUUCUAUAACAUUUUGCAAAAAUAAUAACCACCACUGCAAUUAACGUUUACUGGCAUGAGUUGUAUUCUACUUCUAGAAAAGAUCUUUCUGUCAAAUCUUAUUGCAGAAGUUGCAAUUGGAUGAUUCUUUUUAUGUUCAAUGUUUUAAAGUUCAACUCUGUUUUAGAUUAUCCAUGCAUAGCAACUACAGUAAAUGGUUAUGGUAAAAAUAUUGUAAAUAAACUCUGACUACACUGAGGUUACGGUUAGGCAACUCAAAUCCUUGGUCAAGGCUGGAGAACGUUUACAGUUUCAUAAGCUAACAUUGAUUGUUGGUCUGAAAGAGGGGCAUCUCUUGAAGACAUCACGUCAGCAAACUUUGCUUUUAUGCACGCUUACCUGAGCUGCCUAGCAGCAUCAUGUGUGUUGGGAAUGAUCCAUGUGGCUAUAUUCCAAAAUGUUGCAUAUUAAAGAUAUAAUUACCAUAAAUCAGACCAUACACACACAAGGAGAGUGAUUUUUUCCAAGUCUUGACCUCCAUAUAUCACUUUUCAUCACAGCGGUUUUAUAAUAUAUUAACAAUGCAGGCAGUUAAAUACAGAUUGUAUAUUUCUGUACAUAAUAAUGUUGUAAAUAAUAUUGAACACUAUGUAAUGCUUGCUACUGUUGUCUUUUUCAUUAACAUUUCUAACACAUUGCCAGCCAUACAAAGAGCAACACAAGCCACCAGCAGUAGAUGCUGAAACAGAUUCUGCAUGCAAACCAUAUAUUUGUCACUCAAGCUUUCAUUUUUUAUAAAGGACAAUCAUUAUAUUCAUAUGUCUGUAAAUAUUGUUUAUGUAACAUAUUGUUUUAUUUUAUACUGCAUUUCCCAGCUUUUGUUAAUAGAUUUAUAUAAAUGGACCCUGGCUGGCCAGGAAUGUGCAUGGCAAAAUCACAAU
This is a messenger RNA of Anarrhichthys ocellatus (wolf-eel), 3725 nucleotides long. Its product is annotated as cysteine-rich secretory protein LCCL domain-containing 1-like. Gene Ontology annotation, cellular component: extracellular region. The coding region runs from base 308 to 1843 and encodes 511 amino acids. Lineage: Eukaryota; Metazoa; Chordata; Actinopteri; Perciformes; Anarhichadidae. The transcript has 15 exons. The record is from RefSeq and is a predicted model, not a curated record.